Molecule: messenger RNA, 1134 nt
Organism: Cuscuta campestris
Lineage: Eukaryota; Viridiplantae; Streptophyta; Magnoliopsida; Solanales; Convolvulaceae
Source: the annotation of a GenBank genome assembly
CAGUGAUUCAGUGUAUAAGUUAGGAUUGUUUUAUAGCUUGAUUUGCACAACUAAAGAGUGUAAUUGUCUAACAUUCAACACUAUCCAUCCUGCUAAUGUGACUAGCAGUCCACCAUGGACUUCUAAUACUUGUAAUGUAAUACAGAGUAUGUCGUUAGAAUGCUAUUGAUUAAAGUUGCUUUUAUUUUUUUCAGACAACAGGAGAAGAAGCCAUUUUCCACCGAGUGAUGGGUCCACGUCGUCAUUCUUUUGCUAAAAUACGCAGCUUGAAUCCAAUAAAAGAAGCAGAGGAGCCUAAAACAUUCUCUACUUUUAGGGAGCGGCUUCGCCAUUUACAGAGAACAAAAAACGAUCGAGUUUGCUUUGGCCAUUCUGGGAUACACAGAUGGGGUCUUUUUGCCCGCCGAAGCAUCCCAGAAGGAGAGAUGGUUCUUGAGUAUCGUGGUGAGCAGGUCAGGCGAAGUAUUGCUGAUCUGAGGGAGACAAAAUAUCGAAUUGAGGGGAAAGACUGCUAUCUUUUUAAGAUAAGUGAAGAGGUUGUGGUAGAUGCCACUGAUAAGGGGAACAUUGCACGCUUGAUAAACCAUUCAUGCAUGCCAAACUGCUAUGCAAGGAUUAUGAGUGUUUGUGAUGAUGAAAGCCGGAUUGUAUAAAUCGCAAAGACGAAUGUGUCUGCUCGUGAUGAGCUAACGUAUGAUUACUUGUUUGAUCCUGAUGAAUGUGAUGAGUUCAGAGUUCCUUGCCGCUGUAAAGCUCCAAAUUGCAGAAAGUUCAUGAAUUAGCUUAACAUGGUUUCGUUUCUUCUUUCAUUUUCUCCUCGAGAAGGAGCUCUAACCGUCUUCAUUGGCUCCCUCACGUCAUCAUAGUAACAUACCAGUACAUCAUUCUCUAAUAAUUAAUCUCUUUAUUUAUUUAUUUUUUUGUCAUUUUUAGGUAGGUGGAGGGGGGAGGCUUGGUUGUUAAUAUUAUUCUCUUUUUGCGUUCUUUUUUUCGGGGCUUAUUCAAUUAUUAUAGGCUAAAAAGUUUGGUGGACGCAUUUUGUAUAGAUCGGUUGUUUAUUGUGACUGAAUGCUAAUGUGAUUAGUUUUCACUUACAGAGAGAAUAUAGUGGCGGAAAAAAAGGCUUUGCUUGAU